This is a messenger RNA of Loxodonta africana (African savanna elephant), 3295 nucleotides long. RefSeq names its product translocase of inner mitochondrial membrane 9 (gene TIMM9). Bases 116 to 385 code for a protein of 89 amino acids. The record is from RefSeq and is a predicted model, not a curated record. NCBI's taxonomy places the organism in Eukaryota, Metazoa, Chordata, Mammalia, Proboscidea, Elephantidae. The transcript is spliced from 4 exons.
UAGGUAAGGACUCAAGCAUCACUGGAGACAUUCAAGAAAAGGUUGAACAACCACUAUUCCAGAACAGAAAAGAAACUCAUGCAUCAGAAAAGGUGACUAAUAACCAUACCAAAAUAUGGCUGCACAAAUACCAGAAUCUGAUCAGAUAAAACAGUUUAAGGAAUUUCUUGGAACCUACAAUAAACUUACAGAAACCUGCUUUUUGGACUGUGUUAAAGACUUCACAACAAGAGAAGUGAAACCUGAAGAGAUCACCUGUUCAGAACAUUGCUUACAGAAAUAUUUAAAAAUGACACAAAGAAUAUCCAUGAGAUUUCAGGAAUAUCAUAUACAGCAGAAUGAAGCUCUGGCAGCCAAAGCAGGACUUCUUGGCCAGCCACGAUAGAGAAGUCCUGAUGGAUGGACUUUUGAUAUAAUAUUGCUAACAGUUGUUGCACUAGAAAUGAGGAUUCAUUUGAUAGAAUCCCCUGAAAGCAAAAGUCACCAUGUUAAACUGUCUGUUACGACUGUUAGACAAAUGGAAACCACUGGAGAAACACAAUUGCUGUGUACCAGGAAUAAUCAAAUAGAAGGUCUUGUUUGUUGUUCAGUGAAAAUAAGACGCAACAUUUGCUGAGGCCUUAAGAUUCAGCAGCUUGGUCACUUGAUUAGAAAAAUAAACCAUUGUUUCUUCAAUCAUGACUGUUAAUUUUAAAGCCAAAUAUGUGUUCAAUCAUGUAUGAGAUAGAAAAAAUUUUUAUUACUAAAAGUAAAAUAAAUGGAAGUAUCACUGAGUAGUUGUUUAUACUAUAUGGUACCAUAGUAUUCUGACUGGACUGUGGAUACGUUGAAAUGUUUUUCAGUCAGGAUCAUCCUCCAAGUAUUCCUGUUCAUUCAUGUCUGCCUCAAAUUGCUGGUAAAUACAUAAAAUAGUUACUUGCUAUCAUUUCAAUGCACGAUCCUUUUUUUGCCUCCCUUCUUGUGUGAGGGUAGGCAUUACACAUUUUUAUCCUGGCUAUAUUUUCAUAUAUCUUCAUGAAAAAUCCCAUCUGAGACUAGCUUGGGAAUGACUGUUAUUCUCUAAUAGAGUCUGAUUUUUUUGCUUUUGUUGUGUUUUGUUCAAAAACAAUCAAGCAUGAAUGAUUCUAAGUCAGACCAACAAUAUGACAUCUGAUUAAUAUGAAAAGUGAACCAAAAUUAAAGUAGUUAUCUUAUGGCUAAAUGAAUCUGAAACAAAUUAAGCAUUUCGGGAUAUUCUGAUUGAUGCGUAAGUAUACGAAACAGCUCGGUAAAUGUAAGUGGACUAAAAGCUAUUAAUCAAUUGGCUUAUGAAUGGAUUUCAUCUGAUACCAAUCUAAAGUUGUACUUAAUAGAACACUAAUUAACCCAUAUGUUUAAUUUUAUCAAAACGGUUUCUAUAGAUUCUCAUGUUAAUGGAAAGUAGAAGUGUUCUGCUUUGAUAAUUUACUCUUUUUCUGUAUUAUAUCUAGUUUUUAAGCCAUUAAGUCACUUAACAAUACCAUUUAGCUUAUAGGGCUCUAUCCACAUUACUGCCAAUAAUUAUGAUGUCUUCGGAAGUACAAAGAUAAACAAAAUAUUAACAAUGCACUCUUUGAAGCUGAAAUGUUAAAGCAUGGAUAAUACUCAACAAAAUAUACAAUUCAUUAUUAGCCAAAGGAAUAUGAAAGAAUAGACUCGUUUCAUCAUAAAGCAAGAAAAGCAACCAAAAAGUCAGAUACUUACUCAUUUAAAACUUUGAGCUACUAACACACAUACUUUGCAACUUCUUUGUAAUCAAGCUCAACAUAGUUAUUUACAGUAUUCAUUUCAUAAAGAUAGUUAAAUAUGUGCUUACCUGGCAAAUAAGGGGAAUUUUGUGCAACAGCAUCUCAAAUACCUUGGGAGGGAGGGUGAGUUUGAAAACUUUCAGAAGUUCCUGUGGUUGCCCACACAGUAAAAGGGCAUUGCUGAGAUGUUCGACCCCCAUUCUAUGCUCUCCUGAAACAGAUUAAUGAAUUUUAAGCUUUUUCAAGAUAUGACAUGUAUUAUAUAUCCAGGGGAGAAAAAUCAGAGAUUUAUGAAAUUUGAUUUCUAAGUAAAGUUCUACAGGCAUCAUUCCAUUAGACAGUACAGGAAUGAUGGUUCAUCAUUUGAUCAUCAGAAAUAAGUACUAUUGCUUUAUUAUCUGUUUUUGAUGAAGACUGAAGUUGUCAAGGAUUUCAUUUUACUUGGAUCCACAAUCAACACCCAUGGAAGCGGCAGUUGCAACAUCAGAAGACACACUGCAUUGGGCAAAUCUGCUGCAAAUGACCUCUUUAAAGUGUUGAAGACUUGAAGACUAAGGUGCGCCUGACCCAAGCCAUGGUAUUUUCAAUAGCAUCAUAUGCAUGUGAAAGCUGGACGAUGAAUAAGGAAGACAGAAGAAGAAUUGAUGCCUUUGAAUUAUGGUGUUGGUGAAGACUAUUGACUAUACCACGGACUGCCAAAAGAACAAACAAAUCUGUUUUGGAAGAAGUGCAACCAGAAUGCUCCUUAGAAGCAAGGAUGGAGAGACUACAUCUUACAUACUUUGGACAUGUUGUCAGGAGAGAUAAGUCCCUGGAGAAGGACAUCAUGCUUGGUAAACUACGGGGUCAAUGAAAAAAAGGAAGACCUUCAACAAGAUGGAGUGACACAGUGGCUGCAGCAGUGGGCUUACGCAUAAUGAUUGUGGGUAUGGCACAGGACCAGGCAAUGUUUUGUUCCGUUGUACACAGUGUCACUAUGAGUCAGAACUGACUCAAUGGCACCUAACAGCAACAACAUUGCUUUGUUAAGAAUUCUCUAAUGAGACAGCGUUCUUACAUUUAGUAAUCUGGAAAAUCCACUUACUUUUACCUGACAAUAAAUGAGAUUUUCUUGUAUUUGGUUUUGCUCUCCAAUCUGCCCACUUCUAACACUGUAAUAUAAACUUUACAGUAGGGUAGAGCUAGACAGUGUGAUGAAGCUUAAAAUGCUAAGACAGCUUCAUAUUAACUGAAGCAAGUUGGUUAACACAUCUACUUAUUUGACAUUCAAGUACUAAUCAACAAAUAUUUCUUUAACGUAAAGUAUCAUAAAUAACUACUUACAGAAUAACAUUUACAUUCUUACCUCUAGAUAACCAAAGUUCUCCCAUCUGUACCUCAUGCAGAAGAAGUUCUUGCAAUUUUUCAUUUGCUGAAUCCCACAACUAAAAGAUUCACAAAAUAUAUUUAACAGUGAGUAAUGAGCAUAUACUAUACGGUGACUGAUCACACUAAUUAAAAAAAAAAAAAACUAAAUUUCCAAAGCCAAA